AGUCCACUUCUUGAGCAAAACAAAGUUACAACACAAUGCCUUGCCACUAAGCUCACACAAGACCUGGUAGAUCAUAUAAAGACAUCACUUCCAUACUUGACAGACCAAAUCAGAGAGCAUCUUGAGACUGUUAAAACAGAACUGAAGAAGUAUAGCACUGGUCCUCCACUGGAACGUAAAAAGAUGGGGCCCGAUCUGACGGAGGAGAGCCGCCUCAGGAUGAUCAUUUUCCUGUUUGCUUAUGGCCGUAUGGUACAAGCAGAGUUUAGAGAUGUGUGUGAAGCUUGUUUCAAAAGCUUUCCUCAGCUCAGAUCCAUGGCUUUGACUAAGAUUGACGAAAUCCAGACUAAACAGGAAACCAAAGUUGAGAAGAGAAUCAAAGAAUACAUCAAUAUGGAGCGAUUUGUGUACACUCAGGACAGUAUUUUCAUCAAGGGCUUGAAGGAUCAUAAAGCUCAGUUCAAAGAAGCCAUUGAGGAAGAGCGUUUUUAUGACCCAGAGGAAAUUGAGGACAUCACUGCUACAUUCAACUCUACCACAUUUGAUAGCAGGAAGCUGACCCCAGAUAAACUUGGGGUCUACUAUGAGAUUAUCUACCAGCGCCUGGCAGACUACGUGCCCAUGCUGAUCCUGCAAUUCAUGCUUAAGGAGUCAGCCAAGAUGCUUUGUAUCCAGAUUAUGGAUCAGAGAGACGGAGCUGAUGUUGUCAAACUGCUGAGCGAAGACUCUAUGGAAGGCCGCAGGAGAGCAGACCUGCAUCAACGCCUGGACCGCCUGAAAAAGGCCCAGGAAAAACUUAGUGAGUUUUAG
Oncorhynchus keta (chum salmon) is the source of this 810-nucleotide messenger RNA. RefSeq names its product interferon-induced GTP-binding protein Mx1-like. Gene Ontology annotation, molecular function: GTPase activity; microtubule binding; GTP binding. Lineage: Eukaryota; Metazoa; Chordata; Actinopteri; Salmoniformes; Salmonidae. The annotation marks the transcript as partial. The record is from RefSeq and is a predicted model, not a curated record. The transcript has 6 exons. Gene Ontology annotation, cellular component: cytoplasm; membrane; microtubule. Gene Ontology annotation, biological process: defense response to virus.